AUGACGGCGGCAGCGGCAGUAAGCGGGCACACAACCCUGCACGCCGGCCACACGACAGAGCCAGGACGCAACUCGCCGCCUGGACGGUACGGCAGAGGCUUGGGACAAAAUUCUUCCUCUCGCACUCGCACAUGCGCAAAACGGCCCCUGGGCGCGCUCGCCGCUGGAGAUCUUGAGCAUGCGCAAAAGCGGUCCAGGUUCAUAGUCCAGUGCUUGGCUCCGGUCGCGCAGCUGUCCCUGGCGGACGACGACGAGGAGCUGGGCGCGCGGGACGAGCGGGACGAGCGGGAGCCGCUGCUGCCGCGGAUCGCCUGGGCCCAGGCGCGGAAGGGCGCCCCGGGGAACGCCGUGAGGCUGGAGGGGGCUGCCGGGACGGAGGGCGCGGCCUCCCCGCUCCAGGCGGGCGACCAGGAACUGCCGCCCAAGGGCGGGCGCGCGUUCCGCAGCCACCUCCGGGGCGUCGGGUCCCACCGCAGCCCACCCAGGCUGAUCCUCCCCGCGGGUUCAGUUGGCUCUGCAGAGUUGAAUACAUUCUCAGAUGAUCCAGAAUUUGCUGAGCUUAUAUUGAAAGCAGAGCAAGCAAUAGAAUUUGGAGUUUUGCCAGAAAGAAUCUCUCAAGGUUCAAGUGGAAGUUACUUUGUGAAGGAUCCCAAGAGGAAAAGUAUCGGUGUGUUUAAGCCAAAAUCGGAAGAGCCUUACGGCCAACUGAACCCUAAGUGGACCAAGUAUGUGCACAAGGUCUGCUGCCCGUGCUGCUUUGGCAGGGGCUGCCUGCUUCCCAACCAGGGGUACCUUUCCGAAGCCGGUGCCUUCCUCGUGGAUGAGAAGCUUCAGCUGGGCAUUGUGCCAAAAACAAGGGUGGUUUGGCUGGUCAGUGAGACAUUUAACUACAGUGCAAUUGACCGAGCAAAAUCAAGAGGCAAAAAAUAUGCUUUACAGAAAGUGCCAAAAGUAGGUAGAAAAUUUCACCGGAUAGGACUCCCUCCAAAGAUUGGCUCCUUUCAGUUAUUCGUUGAAGGCUAUAAGGAGGCUGAAUAUUGGCUUAGGAAGUUUGAUGCUGACCCCUUGCCUGAGAAUAUUAGAAAACAAUUUCAGUCACAGUUUGAAAGAUUGGUUAUUUUGGAUUACAUCAUCAGAAAUACAGACAGGGGGAAUGAUAAUUGGUUAAUCAAAUAUGAAAAGCGGGAACAUGAAAAGAAAAAUAAGGAAAAAACAACUGAUGAUAAAGAGCCACUUAUUCAGGUAGCUGCAAUUGAUAAUGGUCUGGCAUUUCCUUUUAAGCAUCCUGAUGAGUGGCGAGCAUAUCCAUUUCACUGGGCUUGGCUUCCUCAAGCAAAAGUUCCUUUUUCUGAAGAAACAAAAAACUUGAUUCUACCACUUAUCUCUGACAUGAACUUUGUGCAAGAUUUAUGUGAAGAUCUUUAUGAACUUUUUAAGACUGACAAAGGAUUUGACAAAGCCACUUUCGAAAGUCAGAUGUCUGUGAUGAGGGGGCAGAUCUUAAACCUUACUCAGGCACUAAGGGAUGGGAAGAGUCCUCUCCAGCUGGUUCAGAUGCCUUGUGUGAUCGUGGAGCGCAGUCAGAGCGGAAGCCAGGGUCGGGUUGUCCACCUCAGCAAUUCAUUCACCCAGACUUUCCACUGCAGGAAGCCGUUUUUUUCUUUCUGGUAGUAGUGGUGACUGCUUGGCAUCACUGCGUUGUUCAGACAUUACAGUGAUAUUACUUGUUCAGUGCACUAAUUGCCAAGCCUCUUAAAUAAUUUAAGUCUUUAAAAGGUUCUAUUUUAAAUGUGACCAAAAGUUUACAGUUUUUUUUUUUGGCCAAAUAUUAAAUAUCUCUUUCAGGGAAGAAGUGAUAUA
Molecule: messenger RNA, 1860 nt
Organism: Condylura cristata (star-nosed mole)
Lineage: Eukaryota; Metazoa; Chordata; Mammalia; Eulipotyphla; Talpidae
Gene: PI4K2B
Product: phosphatidylinositol 4-kinase type 2 beta
Exons: 11
Coding region: 1-1671 (556 amino acids)
Biological process (GO): phosphatidylinositol phosphate biosynthetic process; endosome organization; Golgi organization
Cellular component (GO): plasma membrane; lysosomal membrane; endosome
Molecular function (GO): 1-phosphatidylinositol 4-kinase activity
Source: RefSeq, a predicted model, not a curated record